Messenger RNA from Hyposmocoma kahamanoa, 3589 nucleotides. RefSeq names its product protein I'm not dead yet (gene Indy). Gene Ontology annotation, biological process: monoatomic anion transmembrane transport; citrate transport. The record is from RefSeq and is a predicted model, not a curated record. Lineage: Eukaryota; Metazoa; Arthropoda; Insecta; Lepidoptera; Cosmopterigidae. Gene Ontology annotation, cellular component: membrane. Gene Ontology annotation, molecular function: citrate transmembrane transporter activity; succinate transmembrane transporter activity. The transcript has 16 exons. The coding region runs from base 243 to 2180 and encodes 645 amino acids.
GCACCCGCGACGCGAUUAGAGCGCACGCGUGUCCGGCUGUCAAAACUCCCGCCAAAAAAGCACAUUGAAGUGAAACGGAAAGUUAUUACGUGCAGUGUUUAUUUUUGUUCUUCGUUGGUGACCAAGGUUUUCCUAAAGAUACAAAGGAUUUCUUCUAUCCAUUUGACGCUUGAAGAAUGCGGGGAAACUGAACAAGUUUCGGGUUGAGUUUUCUGUAGAAUUUACUGCAAAAGUAACAGAAAAUGUCGUCAGCAGCGGAGAACGGUGUCGGCGACGAAGCUCGCGGCACGACCUAUUUCUUUUCCAGACCUAGGUCAAGCGCGUCUCUACGGCAGAGGAUCAGCUUGUUUUUGUCUAUAUAUUGGAAGGCGUUAGUUGUCGUUCUGGCGCCGGUUUUGUUGCUGCCUAUACCGCUUUUAAAUGACGGACCAAAAUUCAGAUGCAUGUACGUAGUUCUUAUAAUGGCCAUAUACUGGGUCCUCGAACUUCUACCUCUGCCAGUCACCUCCAUGCUGCCCAUCGUACUGUUCCCUACUAUGGGAAUUUUGGAUUCUGACAAGACCUGUGCAGCAUAUAUGAAAGAGACAAAUAUCAUGUUCCUCGGUGGUCUAAUGAUUGCCGCUGGUGUUCAGCAUUCUAAGCUGCCGAGAAGAGUUGCUUUAUGGACUGUUCAAGUUGUUGGCUGUUCGCAUAGAAGAUUGAACUUCGGUCUUACUUUCGUAACAAUGUUCAUAUCAAUGUGGGUGUCCAAUGCGGCCGCUACCACCAUGAUGGUUCCUAUCGUAGAAGCUAUCUUAGAAGUAUUAGAACAGCAAGGACUUGGUGAGGUGUACGUGAACAGGAAGAAGGCAAUAGAAAAUGGCAAGGAGAACGGGAAGCCCGUUGAAACGAAGACCGGUGAUGAUGAACCCCUAAUGCCGAGCAAUAUUACAAUUUGCUACUACCUAAGCAUCGCUUAUGCAUCAACUUUGGGAGGCUGCGGCACGCUCGUCGGCACUGCGACCAACUCAGCUUUUAAGGGAAUCUUCGACUCCGAGUUCCCAGCACUGGGCCAGUCAGUAAACUUCUUCUGGUUCAUGGCGUACAGCACUCCACCAAUGUUGAUCAUGCAGUUCCUCGUUUGGACCGCGUUGCAAAUCACUUACAUGGGCCUUUUCAGACCAAACAGUGAAGCGGCUAAGAAGGUGUCCCUGGCGAGUAGUGGCUCUGCCACCACGAUGAAGGUCAUCAAGGAGAGGUACAGGAGCCUCGGACCUGCCACUUUCCACGAGAAGGCAUCUGGUAUGCUGUUCCUGCUGGCCGUGUUCAUGUACAUCUUCCGCAAGCCCGGCUUCAUGCCAGGCUGGGCUGACGUCAUGACAACCAUGAAAGUUAAAGAUGGCGUCGUGUCGAUGUUCAUUAUUAUAAUGAUGUUCAUCCUUCCCAUGAGUCUCGACUUCUUAAAGUUCUUCUCGGCUUCUUCGUCUUGUAAUUCAACACCGUCAAUACCUAUUAUUGCAAGUUACGACGUUUUGGUUUUUAAAUUGAAAUAUCAAUCAUUGUUCCUGUGUGGUGGUGGCUUCGCACUGGCAGAAGGCAGCAAAGCGACCGGUCUGUCGUCUAUGAUCGGGGCUUCCUUGAAUGGUUUGCAGGGCAUGCCCAACUGGGUGGUACUCCUCGCUGUUGUCCUGGUAACGCAGUUCAUCACCGAGUUCACUUCCAACGUGGCCAUUGCUAACCUUAUACUGCCAGUUUUGGCUAAUAUGGCGCGUACGCUGAACAUCGAUCCUCGCUACCUGAUGAUCCCCGCGACGCUGGCUUGCUCUAUGGCCUUCCACAUGCCUGUGGGCACCCCGCCCAACGCCAUCGUCGCCGGCGUCGCCCACAUCCCCACUGCCAAGAUGGCGAUUGGCGGUAUUGGCCCUAAGCUGGUCACAACACUCAUAGUAUGGGGCGCUUAUCCCACGUGGGGCAGGCUGAUCUUCCCCGAAGAACCUUUAGUCGAAGAAACACCAAUGACUGACAAAAGUGUUGCUCUUAAUUGUAGUACGACACUCCAUAGCAUUCUGGCAAAUAAGUCUGUAACAAGACUAGAUUGCAGUCUACCCAAAGGACUUAAAGAUGUAAAUAUGACAGAUAUAAAUCUUGCCAGACAAGGUAAGUUCGUAUGCGAUUUCUUCCCGAAAGUGGAAAGGAAAUAGAUACAUAGAUACUCUUCUAUUUGAACGCCAAAAAACGAGUUUUUAUUUAUUUUUAUUAAUUACGUUGUGUAUUUCUGAGUCUCAGGAUAUUACGGGCUUUGAAAUAAUUGGAAUAUUUUUGAAAUUUCCUAACGCCAUUUUGAAUUUUGACGGUCUGGAAUGUUUGCUUCUACAGUGUUGCCAGCGAAGAAUUUUCUGCGACUAUAGCAUUUUACCGUUUUUAUACCUUUGACGCAUUUAUAUGUUUUUUUUUGCAAUGAAAUAUAUAUUUUUGAAAUACAAAUUAAAUAUUAAAAUAGACGUGAUGCGGAAAAAGCGGGUGCGGACUUUUAUACUCUUUAAGUUUGUAGGAAGCAGAAAACGUAUAAAUUAAUAUAUUUUUUCAUAGAACACAUAUUUGAUUGAAAUCCCAGAAGGACUGGGACGUUCCUAGAUUACUUAGGUUUAGUUUUUGUCGAUCUGAUUGGUCACUAGAAUGCGAUUAGAGAAUCAAUAAAGGAAAUUGCUUAAUUUAGAGAAAAAGUAAAAGUUAAUAACUAUAUUGUUUAGGCUGUCUUUUUCUAUGUGGUCUAUAAAUGUCCUAUUGUUACAUAUCACGUGAUUUUAAAGCCAUUUGAUUGGUUUGUUUGUUUUUCGUACGGAAUAAAUCGAAUUAACGCCUAAAUGUCCUGCUGUUACAUAUCACGUGAUAUUAAAGCCAUGUGAUUGGUCCGUUUGUUUCUCGUAAGGGAAUCAUAAAACGAAUUAAUACUGAGAAAUGCCAAGUCAAAAUGAACAAUUAUUGGUUAAAAGUGUAGCCACGUUCAACAAGAUCAUUGUUAAAAUUCUAAACGCAUAUUGUGAUACUAAUAUUUUGUUAUUGUGUAGUAAAAGGAAAAUAAUAAUAGAAAAAUUAUGUAAUUUUCAUAAGUGCCUUAUGCCGUGAUGUUUUUAAGUUGAAAGUUGUUUAUCAGUAAUAAUAUUUUUUUAAAUUAAUUCUUACAACGAAUUUAAACUUUAUCCGUUGUAUAAAGAAAUGAAAUUCUGAGUGUUUUACAGUGCUGCCAACUAAUCUUUGGUUUGGUAGAAAACGGAAGUAGCACUACCACAUUGAGAAUUAACUACCAGUUAUUAUGAUGAUGGCAACACUGCAUAGGCGUGAGGGCGCGUUCCGUUAAGUUUAUCGUCAACGUGUAGACAACUUUGAACAAGUUUAUUUAAAUAUAGAAUCCACGACACUAUACACUGCACGACUAUCUGUCGUCACGACAUAAAAGGAACGCGCCCUUAGAGACACAAUUUUGUGCUAAAGAUAAGGCGCUUAGUGACAAUUUUUUUUUAAGAAUUAUUCAUAGUAUAAACCAAUAAAUAGUGCUAACAUCAACAUGAUUGUUACUGAUAAAUAAUUCUUAUUGCAUUUUGAUAUUUGA